AAAAAUCUGUCAAACCAGAAUAAUAAAAUGCAGUCAUCUCUACACUUACCUUGUCUGGAAAAUAAUUUUUUUCAUUAAUAGGCAAAAAGCCCACCAAAAAGUCUUACCAAAAAACCCCCAACAGCCAAAUGAGUAGUUAGUGUAAAUUGUGAAAAAUUAUUUCCAUAUUUAUAUAAUUGGAACAGAAGUAUUGAUAUAGCUUCGGCCAUUCUUUCACCAAUAGUUGGUUCGUCAUCUCAAUUUAGACAAACAUAAUUGAGUAAAAAAGAUGUCGCCAAAGGAAACUAAUCUAGAAGCAACACCCUUGUUAGAACCAAAAGACAGUGGGAGAUGCAGGAGAAGGUGGUGGAAGAAUGUGUUGGAUGUGGAAGAGGCCAAGAAGCAGAUGUUGGUUUCUCUGCCAAUGAUCCUUACAACUUUUUUCUAUUACUCAAUAUCUCUAGUAUCUGUCAUGUUCGCUGGUCGCCUUGGAGACCUUGAGCUCGCGGCUGCCACCCUUGCUUUUUCAUGGGCCAAUAUCACUGGUUAUAACUUUACGGCAGGGUUAAGUGAAGCCCUAGAAACAUUUUGCGGUCAAGGCUUUGGUGCAAAAGCUUAUAACAUGCUGGGACUAUAUCUGCAAGCCUUCUGCAUCAUAUCCUUCUUCUUCUCUAUUACCAUUUCCAUACUAUGGCUAUAUACAGAGAAAAUUUUGAUCAUCCUAAAUCAAGAUCCUCAAAUUUCUAAGGAAGCUGCCCUUUACAUUAAGUAUCUGAUUCCUGGGUUAUUUGCAUAUGGCUUUCUGCAAAACAUCAUGAGGUUUCUUCAAACACAAUCUGUGGUUGUGCCUCUUGUCCUAUGCUCAGCGAUACCCAUGUUUAUUCAUAUUGGCAUUACUUAUGGUUUGGUUCAUUGUGCAAAUUUUGGUUUCAAGGGAGCUCCAUUGGCAGCUUCAAUUUCACUAUGGAUAUCAUUCUUUGUUUUGGCUAUGUAUGUGCUUUUUGCAAAGAAGAUUGAGCACACAUGGUGUGGAUUUUCAUUCGAAUCGUUCCAUUACCUUCAUAUUACCUUAAAACUGGCCCUGCCUUCUGCUGCAAUGGUUUGCUUGGACGAUUGGGCUACCGAGAUUCUGGUGUUUUUAGCAGGAUUGAUGCCUGACUCCCAAAUCAGUACUUCAUUGCUCUCAAUGUGUGUGAAUGCAGAAACCGUUGCCUUCAUGCUAGCCGAUGGUCUCAGUGCAGCUGCAAGCACAAGGAUUUCUAAUGAACUGGGAGCAGGCAACCCAGAUCGAGCCAAGAAUGCAGUAGCUGUGACUCUCAAACUCUCUUUGAUUCUUGCUCUGAUACUCGUGUUGAGUCUAGUCUUGGGUCACAAAACCUGGACCAACUUGUUCAGUGAGAGCCGUGUAAUAACAAAAGAAUUUGAAUCGAUGCUGCCCUUGCUUGCCAUUUCAAUUACACUUGAUUCAGUUUCAGGUGUCUUAUCAGGUGUGGCAAGAGGAUGUGGAUGGCAACACUUGGCUGUGUGGGCUAACUUGGCAACUUUUUACUUCAUUGGCAUUCCAUUAUCUUAUCUUCUUGGAUUCAAGUUGCAGCUAUAUGCUAAGGGUCUGUGGAUUGGCUUAAUCUGCGGCCUUUCUUGCCAAGCUUUUACCUUCUUUUUGAUGACAAUGCGGACAAAAUGGAGUAGUACAGAACUUCUUAAGGGGACAGAUGAAGAAAACAUUGUACUCAUAUGAUUGCAACACUUCACAGAAUGUCUAAUAAAAUUAGAUCCAAGACAAAGUUAGGAGACACCCUUGGUAUUUGGAAAAUUUAUUAGACAUAACUAGUGAUCAAUUUUUAAGGUU
Messenger RNA from Manihot esculenta (cassava), 1828 nucleotides. RefSeq names its product protein DETOXIFICATION 18. The record is from RefSeq and is a predicted model, not a curated record. Gene Ontology annotation, biological process: xenobiotic detoxification by transmembrane export across the plasma membrane. The transcript has 7 exons. Gene Ontology annotation, molecular function: xenobiotic transmembrane transporter activity; antiporter activity. Lineage: Eukaryota; Viridiplantae; Streptophyta; Magnoliopsida; Malpighiales; Euphorbiaceae. The coding region runs from base 269 to 1717 and encodes 482 amino acids. Gene Ontology annotation, cellular component: membrane.